GAACUUUUCUGGUCUCUACUCGGCCCAGUCUCCCAACAGCUUGGACGUGGGCAGGAUGGAACCUACUGAACUCUUCUACAACAAAUCCAACCAGCCAGUGGUCUACAAGGUUCAAGUGACCACCGGGAAGGGUCUCCUAACCGGGACCUUUGACUCCAUCUCCAUCACCUUGGUGGGCACCAAUGGGGAGAGCCCCAAGUACCUUCUGAACCGGGUGGGCACCAGCUGUGCUCAAGGAUGGGUAGAGGAGCAUGAUGUAUCUUGCGAUUAUGACCUGGGCCCGAUCCUCCUGAUCCGUCUCCACAAAGACCCCUAUUCCUUCUUCCCUGAGAGCAGCUGGUUCUGCAAUGCUGUCCAAGUCACCUCACCGGGAGGAGAGGUGUAUCACUUCCCCUGUUAUUCGUGGAUCGAAGGCUAUUGCACUGUGUCUUUCCGGGAAGGAGCAGCCAAAACCGCUUCGGAUGAUACUCACUAUCUGCAGCGGAGACACCGCCGUGAAGAGCUGGUGCAAAGGCAUAGCAAAUAUGGGUGGAAGGAAUACCUCCCAGGAAUUCCAUGGUGCGCUGAUAUAGACACAGUCAACUCCAUGGAGUACAACAUCCAGUAUUCGUUCCCCAAAUCCACAGCCUUUUUUGGGCGUGGGACAGCUGCGCUUUUUGAGGCCAAAUUGAAAGGCUUCCUGGACAAACCUUACUCCUGGGGAAAACUUGAGGACAUCCGCAAGGUCUUCUGGUUCUAUCACAGCCCCAUCUCAGAGUAUGUGUUUGAGCACUGGAGAGAUGACGAAUUCUUUGGCUACCAGUUUCUUAACGGAAUCAACCCAAUUAUGAUCCAGAAAUGCACCAAGAUCCCAGAAAACUUCCCUGUCACCGAAGACAUGGUGGCUGGGCCUUUGGGAGAGGACACCACCCUCCAAGAGGAGCUCAAGAAAGGGACCAUUUUCCUAGUAGAUUACAAGAUCCUGGAAGAUAUUCCCAACAACAUGGUGAAUGGGAAAGAGCAAUAUAUCGCUGCCCCUCUGUGUUUGCUCUACCAGAAACCCACCGGAGAAGUCAUCCCUCUUGCUAUCCAGCUCAGCCAGCAACCGGGCCCCCAAAGCCCCAUUUUCCUUCCCACUGAUGAAGAAUGGAUCUGGACCUUAGCCAAGACGUGGGUGCGAAACUCCGAGUUCCACACCCACGAAGUGAUCGCCCACCUCCUCCGUGGCCACCUGAUGGCUGAAGUCUUCUCCAUCUCCACCCUGAGGCAGCUGCCAAUGUGCCAUCCAUUGUACAAGCUUCUGAUUCCUCACCUCCGUUAUUCCAUCCAUAUCAAUGUAUUGGCGAGGACUUUCCUCAUCUGCCAGGGAGGGACCUUCGAUAAGGCCAUAGCAACUGGGCGGAAAGGAUUAGCUGUGCUCCUCAAAAAGGCCCUGGAAACCCUGACCUACACCCAGCUUUGCCUUCCCGAUGACAUCGAGGCUCGAGGAGUCGGCUCUCUUCUCAAUUACCUCUACAGGGAUGAUGGGAUGAAAAUCUGGGAUGCCAUUGAGAGCUUUGUCUCUGGCAUUGUUGAACUCUAUUACCAAAACAAUUUAGCGGUCCAGAGGGAUUAUGAGUUGCAGGCGUGGAUUUGUGAUAUUUUCACAAAGGGCUUCUUGGCCAGACGGUCAUCAGGUAUCCCAUCCUCUAUCCGUUCUGUCCAAGAACUUAUCAAGUUCCUGACCAUGGUGAUCUUCACCUGCUCAGCUUAUCAUGCUGCGGUAAACAGUGGCCAGUUUGAACUGGGGGCCUUCAUGCCCAACCUGCCUUCGUCCAUGAGGAAACCCCCGCCCCAAGUGAAAGCCCCUGUGACUUUGGAGGAGUUCCUAGACACUAUCCCCGAGAUGAACACCACCAGCCAGGUCCUCUCCGUCCUCUGGGUCCUGAGGAAUGAGGAGCUUGACAUGAAACCACUUGGAGAAUACGACGAGGAGCACUUUGUGGAAGAGGAGCCAAAGCAGCUCAUCACGGCUUUUCAACAGCGUCUGGCCCACAUUUCUGAGGGAAUUAGGAAGAGGAACGAGUCGCUAAAAUUGCCUUACACCUACCUCUAUCCACCCACCAUAGAGAAUAGCACCACCAUAUAGGAACCCUGGUUUGAGAGGGCUGCAUAUGUUUCUGGUCCACAGUGUUCAUUCUCCAUGCCUCUCUGUCUUGUGUUUUCCUUUCAGGGAUGGAGACAUUUUAAUAGCUGGCAUGGAUGAGAAAUUCCAUUUAGUCUUUUCAGAUAAGGGCUACUGUACAUAUAUACUUGUGCAUUGCUUGGAAAAGUAUUAUAAGUCAAACUCACAUGUAAGUUGAGAGCAAUUUGAUGGAUUUUAUGGCUAUGGAUAUUACCAUGGGAGUUUAUCACAUGGGAGGCUAAGUGUCCAAAUCCUGUGCAGAAACGGGAUUUAAA
This is a messenger RNA of Sceloporus undulatus (fence lizard), 2418 nucleotides long. RefSeq names its product hydroperoxide isomerase ALOXE3-like. Gene Ontology annotation, molecular function: protein binding; oxidoreductase activity, acting on single donors with incorporation of molecular oxygen, incorporation of two atoms of oxygen; iron ion binding. Gene Ontology annotation, biological process: linoleic acid metabolic process; lipid oxidation. Lineage: Eukaryota; Metazoa; Chordata; Lepidosauria; Squamata; Phrynosomatidae. The transcript has 14 exons. The record is from RefSeq and is a predicted model, not a curated record. The coding region runs from base 56 to 2107 and encodes 683 amino acids.